AUGGGAAUCGUAGAGAGUAAGUUUUCUCGUAAUUUAUGCUCCAUUUUGACCCUGGGUGGCUCUGGUUCAGUCAUACCGGCUCCAAAGGCGUUAUUUUCGCAGCCUUUGCAAGAUUCUUCAACGCCGUCCGAAUUAUCUCACGAUGUAGCUUCCGAUACCAAAUGGGCGGAUAUCGACGCUGAUGACGAUUACGAUAAUGAGAAUUUGAAUACCAAGUUUGUCAUUGAGACGUCCGUCGACGCUCACGGCAUCAAAACCUUCACAUCGUACUCAACCAAUAGCCGUGGACAGUCCGUAAAGAUAACCAAAAAGGUUAAUGAGAUCCGUACAAAGAAACAAAUUAGCAAGGCUGCUCUUGAACGCAAAAACUUCGAGCCGUUUAACUUGAAUGAGGAAAACGAUUCGGGUAUUGUCAUGAUUUCCAAUGAGGAUAUUUCCAUUGAGAUUCCAAAGAGUGAAAGGAGGAGAUACAACCAAGAUGAUGAUAUCGACUACAUUUACUCUCCUCCAGAUGCAAGCAUUUUGAGGGCAACCAGAGAACUCAAACUCAAGUUCAAGAGUUUAAGAGAAGAUGACAACUUGAUUGAUACUGUUGACGAGAAAGAGGCACCUGCCAAAUAUAUCCCGCCAUCUCGUAAAGAUGGUGAUCGCAGAAACUUUGAUGAGAAUACUAUUCGUAUUACCAACUUGAGUGAGGAUGUAAAGGAGAAGGAUUUAACAGAUUUGUUUGGAACUGUUGGUCGCAUCCACAGAGCCUAUCUCGCGAAACACAAGGAGACACAAAAUUCCAAGGGUUUUGCCUUUAUUACCUACGCCAGCAAGCAGGACGCUGUCAAUGCUAUUGCCAAGUUUAAUCGUUGGGGUUACAAUAAUUUGUUGCUAAAUGUUGAAUGGGCACGACCUCCUACUAGGGAUCGUUAAGGGUUUAAAACUUGGAGUAUGCAGCCUAGAGAUCUCGUUUGGCUCGUAGCUUCUCUGAAAUGUGUGCGGGUAGAAUAUCCGUUAGCACUGUAAAUUUUUUUCUAU
Molecule: messenger RNA, 1026 nt
Organism: Theileria equi strain WA
Lineage: Eukaryota; Apicomplexa; Aconoidasida; Piroplasmida; Theileriidae
Product: eukaryotic translation initiation factor 3 subunit 4, putative
Exons: 6
Coding region: 1-921 (306 amino acids)
Cellular component (GO): cytoplasm; eukaryotic translation initiation factor 3 complex
Molecular function (GO): translation initiation factor activity; RNA binding
Source: RefSeq, a predicted model, not a curated record